This is a messenger RNA of Thalassophryne amazonica, 2520 nucleotides long. Its product is annotated as protocadherin alpha-3-like. Gene Ontology annotation, molecular function: calcium ion binding. Gene Ontology annotation, biological process: homophilic cell-cell adhesion. NCBI's taxonomy places the organism in Eukaryota, Metazoa, Chordata, Actinopteri, Batrachoidiformes, Batrachoididae. The transcript is spliced from 2 exons. Bases 130 to 2520 code for a protein of 796 amino acids. The record is from RefSeq and is a predicted model, not a curated record. Gene Ontology annotation, cellular component: plasma membrane.
UUUCUUUUUUCCCCUCCGUGCUUUGUUCAAAUGAGACGCAGAGCGAAGCGUGUUUUACUGGACUUUAAACCAUCUCUAUGGCCGAUUUAAUCGAAUGAUACGUCAAUAUAUUCGCAGCUCUUUCUUGGAAUGAUGCAUCCACUGAGAAGAAGGACCAUUCUUUGGAUAUAUCUCGUGUUUUUUGUCCUGGGCUUAAUCUGUGACUCUGCAUCCGGGCAGCUCUCUUAUUCCGUUUCAGAGGAGGUAAACCUUGGAUAUUCUGUUGGAAAUAUCGCAAAGGAUCUAAACCUUGUUGUACAGGACUUGGAGUCACGCAGCUUUCAGAUUGUUACAGGAUCAAAGAAGAAAUAUUUUGAGGUAAAUCUGAAAACGGGUUUUCUCUACGUCAGUCAGAGAAUAGACAGAGAGGAACUGUGCGCCAAAGCUGCUAAAUGCUCAAUAAAUGUGGAGGCUGUCGUCAAUAAUCCUCUGAAGCUCUAUCGGAUUGAAGUUAAAAUUCUUGACGUAAAUGAUAAUUACCCUUCUUUCAGCGCCAAAUCACAAAAUAUCGACAUAGCUGAGAGCAUAUUGCCUGGAGCUACAUUCCCUGUACCCACGGCUUAUGAUGCAGAUGUGGGGAAAAAUGGUGUGAACACAUACAAAAUCAAUCCGAACGAACAUUUUUCUUUAACAGUACACAAAGGAGAGAGGGUUUCGGCCGAGCUGGUCCUUCAAAAAGCUUUAGAUCGAGAAAAGCAGCCUCUUAUUAAACUCACACUUGCAGCUGUAGACGGAGGAAUACCUCCCAAAUCAGGCACGUCGGAGAUAAUAAUUAAUGUUUUAGAUAUCAAUGAUAAUAUCCCCAUGUUUUCCAAGACGCUGUACAAAACAAGCAUAACGGAAAAUUCUCCCGUUGGCACCACGCUGCUGACUGUGUCUGCAACAGACGCCGAUGAGGGGACGAACAAAGAGAUUUCAUAUUCACUGAAUCAAAGGGAUCAAGAGGAAGUGUUGGAGCGCUUUGAAAUUAAUCCUGAAACAGGAAUAAUAACCGUGAAAGGGAAAAUAGAUUUUGAAACGAAUUCUGCUUUCGAAAUUCGUGUACAGGCCACGGACAAAGGCCAGCCCCCCCUGACAGCUCAGUGCAAAGUGUUAGUGGAGGUGGUGGAUUUAAAUGACAAUGCGCCUGAUAUCAUGGUGACGUCACUUCUCAGCACCGUAAGGGAGGAUGCCGAAAUCGGUACCGCCGUAGCGCUCGUUUCUGUUCUCGAUAGAGACGGAGGUAAAAACGGCGAAGUAAAGUGUGAAAUAACGAACACGCUCCCGUUUAAAUUAGAAACAAAUCAUAGAAAUUAUUAUUAUAUUGUUAUCGGUGUGCCUUUAGAUAGGGAAGAAACUUCCCAGUAUGACAUCACGAUUAAAGCUACAGAUGAAGGAAAACCACCUCUCUUUAACACAAGUGUCGUAAAUAUACAGAUUUCUGAUGUAAAUGACAACUCACCUUUAUUUUUACAAACUGUAAUUAACAUGUAUGUGAAAGAAAACAGUCCAACGGGGACUGUUUUGGAAACGGUAUCAGCAACUGAUGCUGACACUGGAGAAAAUGCUCAGGUGAGCUAUUCACUAGUCAGUGAAAAUAACUUAGUGUCACUUUCUACAGUGGUAAACAUCAACUCAGAGACUGGAGAAAUAAUCAGUUUACAGUCUUUUAACUAUGAGGAGUUAAAAACAUUCCGGUUUAAAGUUCAGGCCAAAGACUCUGGUGUUCCUCCACUCAGCAGCAACGUGACUGUGAACGUUUUUAUCCUGGAUGAGAACGAUAAUAAUCCUUCCAUUCUUGCUCCCUACUCCGAGCACAGCUCCGUGAACAGUGAGAACAUUCCAUAUUCUGCAGAAGUGGGAUACUUUGUGGCAAAGAUCAGGGCUGUAGAUGCAGAUUCUGGAUAUAACGCACUGCUUUCUUAUCACCUCUCUGAGCCAAAAGGAAAUAACCUGUUCAGGAUCGGAACCAGCAGUGGAGAAAUCAGGACGAAGAGGAGAAUGAGUGACAAUGACCUGAAAAGUCACCCGUUGGUGGUGCUGGUUUGUGAUCAUGGAGAACCCUCUCUGUCAGCUACUGUGUCUAUUGAUGUAGUGGUGGUUGAAAGGACAGCAGACAUCCAGACUCAGUUCAGACAUGUGCCCAUAAAGGAGGACAGCUUCUCUGUUUUGAACCUCUAUCUGCUGAUCGCCAUUGUGUCGGUGUCAGUGAUCUUUCUGCUGAGCCUCAUCAGUUUAAUAGCUGUCAAAUGCCACAGGACAGAUGGCAGUUUCAGCAGGUACAGCGCCCCAAUGAUCACCACCCACCCUGAUGGGAGCUGGUCUUACUCUAAAUCUACUCAGCAGUAUGAUGUGUGUUUCAGCUCAGACACACUGAAGAGCGAUGUCGUGGUUUUCCCUACACAGUUUCCACCUGUAGAUGCAGAACUGAUCAGUAUAAAUGGAAGUGACACUUUUACCAAGACACAGACAUUACCUAAUAAAGAUAAGGUUGACUUGUAA